GCGCCGCGUGAGUCCCCACUGGCUCGCGCAAAGCCAUCUUGGCAUUGUUCUGCCCGCGCCGCCGCCCGCGCCGCCACAGCCCCGCCACAGCCCCGCGCGCCCCCGCCAUGUCCGACGCGGCCGUGGACACCAGCGCCGAGAUCUCCGCCAAGGAUCUAAAAGAGAAGAAGGAAGUCGUUGAAGAAACGGAAAAUGGCAGAGAUGCACCGGCCAACGGCAACGCGGAGAACGAGGAAAAUGGAGAGCAGGAGGCUGACAACGAAGUAGACGAGGAGGAAGAGGAAGGCGGUGAGGAAGAGGACGAGGAGGAAGAGGGUGAUGGUGAGGAAGAGGACGGUGAUGAAGAUGAUGAAGCUGAGGGAGCCACAGGCAAACGGGCAGCUGAGGAUGACGAGGACGACGACGUCGAUCCCAAGAAGCAGAAGACCGAUGAAGACGAUUAGGCAGCAAAUGAUUAUUUUGGGUUUUGUUGUUGUUGUUUUUUUGGUUUUUCUUUUUUUUUAAAUAAGGAGGAAAACAAAUCAACAAAAAAGGCCAGCGUGUCCUCUUCACCCUUGGGACCCCCCUUGCCCUCACACACGCACCCCCUUCCUCCCCCCUCCGCCGUGGUCAUCCUCACCGAGUAGAGUGAACCCCGUCCCCGGCCCGGCGCUGCCACUCAACAUACGAAACGAUUUCACCCGUUAGCGGGGAGAGAAACCCCCCUCCCACCUUCCUUCCUUCCCUCCCCCUCCCACAGACCCCUUCCCCCCCUAAGCACCAAAACUUCAAGGCCCUGCUUUCUUUCUUAAAAGUACUUUAAAGGAGAAUUUGUUUGUAUUUUUUAUUUACAUUUUAUAUUUUUGUACAUAUUGUUAGAGGUCCACCAUUUUUAAGUGAUCUCGGAUUGACCAAAAGGGGGGCUUUGAAGUGUAUAUCUCUCUUGUUACCUAUCUCUGACUUUACUUGUGGUGUGACCAGGCCCAAACCCAUUAUCUCAAAAGGAGAAUAAAAAAAAAAAAACUGAUAACCUUGUAAAAAAACAAAAAUUAAAAAAAAAAAAGAGAAACAAAAAAAUGCAAAAAAAAGAAAAACUUUACAAUCUUAUUCUGAGCAUUCCAGUAACUUUCUUUGUGUAUGUACUUUAGCUGUACCAUAGGUCGUGGUUUGUAUGAGGUGGCAAGGCCAAAGAUAAAAAGGUUGUUUUUUCUUUUGGGUUUUUUUUUUCUUUUCAUUUUGUUUCUUUUCUGUCUACCAAGUUGCUGUUUAUUUUUUUUCCCCUCUUUUUUUUGGCCUGUUUGAUGUAUGUGUGAAACAAUGUUGUCCAACAAUAAACCGGAAUUUUAUUUUGCUGAGUUGUCCUAA
Molecule: messenger RNA, 1344 nt
Organism: Colius striatus (speckled mousebird)
Lineage: Eukaryota; Metazoa; Chordata; Aves; Coliiformes; Coliidae
Gene: PTMA
Product: prothymosin alpha
Exons: 5
Coding region: 108-443 (111 amino acids)
Biological process (GO): positive regulation of transcription by RNA polymerase II; negative regulation of apoptotic process
Cellular component (GO): nucleus
Molecular function (GO): histone binding
Source: RefSeq, a predicted model, not a curated record